Messenger RNA from Penicillium lagena, 1698 nucleotides. RefSeq lists its product as uncharacterized. Bases 1 to 1698 code for a protein of 565 amino acids. The record is from RefSeq and is a predicted model, not a curated record. Lineage: Eukaryota; Fungi; Ascomycota; Eurotiomycetes; Eurotiales; Aspergillaceae. The transcript is spliced from 2 exons.
AUGGGCAUUCCCUACCUGACGAAGCACCUGCUCCCCUAUGCUGACCCGGUCGUGUUGGGCGUGUCGGACUCUGAGUGUCCAUCGGUGCAGGAUGUGGUGAUCGAUGGACCCAGUCUGGUGUACCAGGUCUACCUGCGCCUCCUAGCCUGGUCCGAGCCAAGCACCGAUGUGCUCGCCGUCCAACCGACCUGCCACCAGGUCAGUAUCGGCGUGCUGGGCUAUCUACUUCAAUUGGCCAAACUGGGCGUGCAGGUGCACGGGAUAUGCUUCGAUGGCGCGUUGCCCAUGUCGAAACGAGAGAUCCGGCUUGCGCGGCUCGAAAAGUCGAGGCACCGCUUGGAAUUGUUUCGUCGCACAGACCUCCGUUCUUCUGGGUCAGAGUCCUGCGGAGAGGCCUCGAUCCAGUCGGCCCAGCUCUGGCGGAGCCGGAGUGUGCCAACUCGAUGGAAGAACAUCCCCGAGAAUCCAUUCAUGGUCUCGGCGGUUUAUGAGGACCUCCUGUGUCGCUGGACCAAGGGCAGCAUUGCGGAUCUCCAUGGCGAACUCCCUUGUCAUCUAGCGGACUUCGGAGAGCACCCGUGGGCUGACAUCACAGUGAUGGCUCCCGGGGAAGCCGAUGCCAUGUGCGCCUUCGUAUCCAAACAAACGGGGGCCGCAAUCUUGACAAAUGAUUCCGACCUUUUGCUCCACGACCUGGGCCCCCAUGGCUCCGUGGUCUUCCUAGACUCAGUACACAUGCCGGGGGCCACCUGGGAGAUGGUUGAGUCCGAUAUUCAAGGGCUGAGAUUAUGCCCACAUUCUCUCGCUGGUCGAUUGGGAAUGCCGAGUGUCCAACGGUUCGCCUACGAGUUGAAGAAAAACCCCCACCUGCAUUUACCGGAACUUAUCCGAAAGUCCAAGGACGAUUUGGGAGCUCAGUCACUACCGAAUAGCUAUCAUGAAUUUCUCCAAGAAUACCAGCACGACCUCGGCCUAUCGUCUUCUAGGACUGGUAAAUUUCUGGAUCCUCGAGUAUCUGAAUUGUUUUGGCAGUACGAGCUUCCUGAGACUUACUGCACAAUGGACCAACCACACGUCUACCUGGGCAUCCUGAACGAGGAUCAUGCCAGACGGUGUGCAUGGGAAGAGGGUCGGUUCUAUCGGUCUCUGGGUUACUCUCUUUUCAAUCUGUCACGUCCGUCUUCCAAUCGAUUUACAGUUGUCUGUGAAUAUGUUCGACGAGGUGGGCGAAUUGUGGCGGAUCAGAUUACUCUUGCCGGUGCGAAGACAGUUGACUCGGACCUGGAUCUUUUGCGAAAGCGCUUGAGCUUGGCCCGGUCUGUGUUUGGCAACGGCCUGUCCCCUUUAAGUUUUUGGGCGCUUUUUGCUUUGUCGGAUAUCUACCAGCACACCUCCGCCUCUUCGACGGCUCCCAGUGCGGCGAGCUUGGAGAGAUUCCUGGUGCGAGGCUUUAUGGCCCAAAGAGCCGAAUGGGUGGACCAUCACCUCCUUGCCCAGAUCCAGGCCGUGCUGUAUUCGCUCCGUAUCCUUAGGCAGCUCCUGGAGAUGACAACGCGGGACUCUUCCACCAAGUCCCUGCUCGCCGACUUACCGCCGCUCCAUAUUCUGGCCCGAUCACGGCACGAGAUGGUUGGAAGUUUCUCUGACCAGGACCUAGUCCAUCGUCUGGUGGGUUGCAUGUUCCAUACGUACUGUUGA